Molecule: messenger RNA, 2289 nt
Organism: Diachasmimorpha longicaudata
Lineage: Eukaryota; Metazoa; Arthropoda; Insecta; Hymenoptera; Braconidae
Gene: Rab19
Product: ras-related protein Rab-43
Exons: 6
Coding region: 459-1106 (215 amino acids)
Biological process (GO): cellular response to insulin stimulus
Cellular component (GO): insulin-responsive compartment; recycling endosome; Golgi apparatus
Molecular function (GO): GTPase activity; GTP binding
Source: RefSeq, a predicted model, not a curated record
CAACAAGACUAUAUUUGUCUCUUUCUCUCUUGAGUUGAACAAUUGUUCUCUCGACUCACGUAGUGAUGGCGGGAUACGGGCGGUUGUUCACACUUUAUGGUAAUGUUGAGUUAAUAUCGACGUUAACAUUGAGCUCCGUCGAUCAGAAGCUCGCUGCUGGCUAAGGGAAAUCGAAAAACUUGGACUUAUCUUAAAAACUUCUCCUUCAGCUCGUAGAAAUGAACUCCAAUAAAUCCUAAUUGCAUAACUCUUUCUAAAGACAUUUGAGUAAUUUUUUUUGCAUUUUUUUCUACCUCAGCCGAUCAAACAGGGCUCAGCAAAAAGUCACAUUGCGACGGGACGAAUGACAAAUGGCGCAGUCUCCGAUCAGCUGAUAGCAUCAUCCUCUCAUCGCAUUCCAUCACCUGUCAAAAUACUCACCCUGUUUAUCAUAGAAUCCCUGAUAAGCCCCCAACAAAAUGUCAAUUCGGGAUCCCGAUGAUCUGUUAACCUACGGAGACGAGCACUUUGAUUUUCUUUUCAAAAUUGUUUUGAUUGGGGACUGUGGCACAGGGAAAACGUGCGUUGUGCAAAGAUUCAGGGCUGGGACAUUUAUAGAACGUCAUGGGAAUACUAUUGGCGUUGAUUUUUCAAUGAAAACAGUUCUCAUUAACGGAAAGAAGGUCAAGUUGCAAAUUUGGGAUACUGCAGGUCAGGAACGAUUUCGAACAAUUACCCAGAGUUAUUACAGGUCAGCCAAUGGUAUAAUCCUGGUCUACGAUAUCACGAAGCGAUCCAGCUUCCUCAGUGUUCAGAAGUGGAUCGAGGAAGUGCGACGAUACACGUCUUCCAGUGUUAUGUUAAUACUAGUAGGCAAUAAAUGCGACCUAGAAAGCCUGAGAGAGGUAGAAAGGAGUGAAGCCGAGGCCCUAUGUACAUACAUUCCUGAAGUAUUACAUGUCAUCGAAACAUCAGCCAAAGAUAAUAUUAAUGUAGACACAAUAUUCUUCACUAUAGCGUCAGAACUCAAAAAACGACACGAAAAUCGCCAGCUGGAAUCGAAAGACGAGGAAGUAGUGAAACUGGGUGACAGUAAAACUCUCACCUCGUGCUCCAGCUGCUCGUAAGAUCCCACGUGAGCCCCUCCAUCUUCAUAUUCUAGUAUUUAUUGAAUACAGAAUUAAUUUAUUGAAAAUAACUCCACUGAUUCUAAACUCUCUCAGAGUUUUGGGAUUUUCGAAGUUCAACUGAAUGCAAUACCACAAACGUGCAUCGAUUCAAUCAAUUAAUGGGAUUGAUCGAUCGUUAAAAUUAAUUAAUACUCUUGACAAUUGAGUCUAGAAUUCUCAACUCAUUAUUUUGAAGCCUCAUUAGAUUUAGUUAUUAAUUUCAUCAAUAUAUUUUUAUUUAUUUAUUUUAUUGGUGCGUCUAUGAAGAUAAAUCGUUCAAACUUUAAGUGAAAUUGAAAAAAGCAUUUCAGAGGAAUUUACCCGGAAUAUCUGGAAAACAGCACAAAAAUGUAAUUACACAUUAGAAUCUCCACUUGUUCUAAUUACUGUCCCGAGAAAUUGCGCAGAGCUAAAAAAGAAAUUGCUGAUUCAUUGAAUUCAGUUAACACUAUGAAUUAAACAUCCAGAUGUCUCUAUCAGUGUGGACAAAGGUAGAACAUUAUUGUGACAUAAAUUUCUUGCAUUCAACAAAGUUUGACACGAUGACCUGAUAGCAAUGACAAUACUCGCUACUCGAUUCUAUCAAUAUCGUUCGGAUAUUUCUUUGAAUUUAUGAUCUGCUGUGAGUUGUGAGAUUGUAUAUUUUUGUAGUUAUUUCUAUAUAUUUUUAACCCUUAUUGACCUUUGAGAUUAUACAUACAGAGGAGGUAAAAAAAUGACAGGGACAAAAUCAGCCGGUUUCAAUGGUUGAUAUUUCACGAUUGGCUGAGUGAAAUUCGACAAUCUUUCUUCCAUUUACAACAUAGUUUUUAUACUUUAAAAUGAGUGAUGACUCACAAAAAUCGCAUCGUGGAUUCUGAAAAUAUUAAAAAUUGAAAAAUGUUGAUUUUUUCCCAGACUAUGGCAUAACGGCUAUUCUACAGACACUAAUGUUAACUAAUGAACGAAUGAGCGAAUAACCCUCCAAAUUAGAUAAAAUAAAUUUUUAGAAGCUAAUAACAAUUGUAAAGUAGCGUCCUCGAUCUGUGGAGCAACAUACCAAUAUUUUUAUAAACCUGUUUGAGAAAGAAAAAAACGAGAGAUUUUAUGAGAGAAAAUUUAUUUAACAUUCUACGACAAUUGAAUAAACAAAUAGAAACAA